Molecule: messenger RNA, 1071 nt
Organism: Suillus discolor
Lineage: Eukaryota; Fungi; Basidiomycota; Agaricomycetes; Boletales; Suillaceae
Exons: 4
Coding region: 1-1071 (356 amino acids)
Source: RefSeq, a predicted model, not a curated record
AUGUCCUACACACCAGACGAGUCCCCCGCUCAGCUCUAUUCCGAGAAAACGUGGCUGGCUGGUAGCAUCAUGACUGGCGUCGGCUAUGGCGUCGUCCUUGCUCUUUUCUGGCUCUGUCUGCAGUUAUUGUGGCGCCGUACGCGAGUGAAGGACGCAGAUUACUCUAGGAAUUGCUUUUUUCUCGUCUAUGUCUGCGUCAUGUUUAUUCUAGGAUCGCUUUUCAUGGGCUCCAUUUCCCAAUUCACCCAGCUUGCCUUCAUAAACGAUCGAAAUUUUCCAGGUGGUCCCAGUGCGUGGGAGGUUGAGAUGUUUUCCAUCAGUGUGGAUGAGAUAGCCAAUGUCUCUUUUGUCCUGGCAGAUUGGUGUGCUACAGCGCUCAUGAUCUGGCGCUGCGUAAUUAUAUACCGUGAUUGUGGAAAUUGUCCGUGGCCAAUUAUUGUCAUGCUAGGGACCAUGUUCCUCGGAUCUGUCGUGUUCGGCAUUCUCUUUCUCUACCAGAUCUCAUCCCCCUUAUCAUCACCAUACUCUGCUGCUGGCAUGAAUGUGAAUUUUACCCUUCCAUACUUUUUCUUUGAACUUGCCACCAAUAUCACCGUCACCAUCCUCAUCGUACUCCGCCUAUACUUAUAUCGUGUCCACAUGAAGCACGCAUUAUUAGGUCCUGGACACGUAGCGGAACACACUAGUGUCGAGUCAGUGAUCGUCGAGAGCGCUGCGAUUUACUCCACGUUCUCCUUACUGUUCUUGAUCCCAUUCGCGACGAAAAGUCCAGUUGCGAAUGUGUUCAUACAAGUACUUGGAGAGGCACAACUCGUUGCCCCCCUUCUGAUCAUAUUCCGUGAAGCCCAGGGGAACGGCUGGAUUAGCUCCACAAUAUCCACAUCUUCCAGUAAAACCGCUGUCCAAUCACGACAAUACUCCGAUAUCGAAUUCACGUCUCAGCAUAUGCGUAACGAAGGGCUCAAAUCUACCGACUAUAGAGACGUCUCCAUGACUGCAGGGGAAGAUUCUAAUAUUGACAAUGAUGAUAACGUUGUAGAAGUUCCGAGGACGGAGGAAGAUCACAUUUAG